This is a messenger RNA of Rhinopithecus roxellana (golden snub-nosed monkey), 3970 nucleotides long. Its product is annotated as zinc finger protein 98. Bases 26 to 1750 code for a protein of 574 amino acids. The transcript is spliced from 6 exons. The record is from RefSeq and is a predicted model, not a curated record. Gene Ontology annotation, molecular function: DNA-binding transcription factor activity, RNA polymerase II-specific; RNA polymerase II cis-regulatory region sequence-specific DNA binding. Gene Ontology annotation, biological process: regulation of transcription by RNA polymerase II. Lineage: Eukaryota; Metazoa; Chordata; Mammalia; Primates; Cercopithecidae.
CAAGUAGUGGAGAUCCACAGUUAAGAUGCCAGGACCCCCUGGAAGCCUAGAAAUGGGAGUGUUGACAUUUAGGGAUGUGGCCGUAGAAUUCUCUCUGGAGGAGUGGCAAUGCCUGGACACUGCACAGCAGAAUUUAUAUAGGAAUGUGAUGUUAGAGAACUACAGAAAGCUGGUCUUCCUGGGUAUUGCUGCCUCUAAGCCAGACCUGAUCACCUGUCUGGAGCAAGGAAAAGAACCUUGGAAUGUGAAGAGACAUAAGAUGGGAGCUGCACCCCCAGUUGUAUGUCCUUAUUUUGCCCAAGACCUUUGGCCAAAGCAGGGCAUAAAAAAUUAUAUCCAAAAAGUGAUACUGAGAAGAUAUAAAAAAUGUGGACAUGAAAAUUUACAGCUAGGAAAAUACUGUAAAAGCGUGGAUGAGUGUAAGGUGCACGAAGAAUGUUACAAUGGACUUAGCCAGUGUUUGACAACUGCCCAGAACAAAAUAUUUCAAUGUGACAAAUACAUGAAAGUCUUUCAUAAAUUUUCAAAUUCAGACAGACAUAAGAUAAAACAUACUGGAAAGAAAGCUUUCCAAUGUAAAGAAUGUGAAAAGUCAUUUUAUGUGCUUUCACAUUUAGCUCAACAUGAAAGAAUUCAUACUGGAGAGAAACCCUACAAAUGUAAAGAAUGUGGGAAAGCCUACAAUGAGGCCUCAAACCUUUCUACACAUAAAAGAAUUCAUACUGGAAAGAAACCCUACAAAUGCGAAGAGUGUGGAAAAUCCUUUAACCAGCUCUCACACCUUACUACACAUAAGAUAAUUCACACUGGAAAGAAACCCUACAAAUGUGAGGAAUGUGGCAAAGCUUUUAACCAGUCUGCAAACCUUACUACACAUAAGAGAAUUCAUACUGGAGAGAAACCCUACAAAUGUGAGGAAUGUGGCAAAGCUUUUAGCCAGUCCUCAACCCUUACUACACAUAAGAGAAUUCAUACUGGAGAGAAACCCUACAAAUGUGAAGAAUGUGGCAAAGCUUUUAGGAAGCCCUCAAGCCUUACUACACAUAAGAGAAUUCAUACUGGAGAGAAAACCUACAAAUGUGAAGAAUGUGGCAAAGCUUUUAGGAAGUCCUCACACCUUACUACACAUAAGAGAAUUCAUACUGGAGAGAAACCCUACAAAUGUGAAGAAUGUGGCAAAGCUUUUAAGAAUUCCUCAGCCCUUACUAUACAUAAGAGAAUUCAUACUGGAGAGAAACCCUACAAAUGUGAGGAAUGUGGCAAAGCUUUUUGCCGGUCCUCAACCCUUACUACACAUAAGAGAAUUCAUACUGGAGAGAAACCCUACAAAUGUGAAGAAUGUGGCAAAGCCUUUAACCAGUCCUCACACCUUACUAAACAUAAGAGAAUUCAUACUGGAGAGAAGCCCUACAAAUGUGAAGAAUGUGGCAAAGCUUUUAGCAACCAGUCCUCAACCCUUACUACACAUAAGAGAAUUCAUACUGGAGAGAAACCCUACAAAUGUGAAGAAUGUGGCAAAGCCUUUAACCAGUCCUCACACCUUACUACACACAAGAUAAAUCAUACUGGAGAGAAACCCUACAAGUGUGAAGAAUGUGGCAAAGCCUUUAACAACUCCUUUAUUCUUAACAGACAUAAGAUGAUUCAUACUGGAGAGAAACUCUACAAACCUGAAAGUUGUAACAAUGCUUGUGACAACAUCGCAAAUGUUUCCAAACAUAAAAGAAAGUGUGCUGGUGAGAAAUCAUAGAAAUAUGAAUAAUGCAACAGAGCCUUUACAUGGUUAUCACACUUGCUUGCAGGUUAGGUAAUUCACACUGGAGAAAACUUUUACAAGUGUGAACAAUGUGGCAAAACUUACACAAUGCUUAUACCUUAUUGCACACGAAAGCCUUUAUACUUGAAAAUAAAUUCACAAAUAUAAAGUAAACUGAUUAAUAGCUGCUCACAUCUUAUUCAACAUCAGAGAGUUUAUACUUAAUAGCGUUAAAAGUGCAAUUACUGUCAAAAGAGUCUUGAGAAAAUGUAAGCCUUUAACGUGCUGAAGAGGAUUUAUUUUGAAGACAAACAUUACAAAUAUAAACAAAGUUGUAACUUUACUUGUAACACAGAUCUUGUAUUCAUUUUGUAUUAGAGGCAAACCCUGAAGCAAUUGCUCAAACUUUGUUCAUCAUCAGAGAAUUUAUAUCAAAGAAAAACCCUAUAAAUGUAAUAAAUUUGGAAAAAAACAUUUAUUCAAAAACUGCAGGUUAGAAAACAGUUCAUAUUGCAAUAUAUUUUUGCAGAUGCAAUAAAUAGAAAAAAAUUUAAUUCCAUGGUAAGUCUAUGGAAAUAUCAGAGAAUUUACAUUAGAAAUAUAUAUGACACUCAUACUUCAGACUUUACACUGAAUCAGAGUUCUGAGUUAGAAAAUAAUCCAAAACUAAACUUGGUAGAAAAAUUAUUUGUAUAUAACUUUAAAAGAGUAGAAGAUUUUUUGGAGAGUUACAAGUAUACUUUUUUUUGGAAAGAUUACAGAUUGUUUGAAAAGUAAGUAAUGUAAUUAACUCUCAUGUUCAUACAAAUAAUGUUCUAAUUAGCUCUCAAAUUACUUCAUGUUAAUGUCAUAACUAACUCUCAAAUUACUUCAUGCUAAAAAAGUUAGUUUUUCUUUUUUUGUUUGUUUGUUUGUUUGUUUUUGAGAUGGGGUCUUGCUCUGUCGCCGUCCAGGCUGGAGUGCAGUGGCGUGAUCUCGGCUCACUGCAACCUCUGUCUCUAGGGUUCAAGUGAUUCUCCUGCUUCAGCCUCCCGAGUAGCCGGGAUUACAGGCGUGCACUACCAUGUUGGCUAAGUUUUGUAUUUUUAGUAGAGCUGGAGUUUUGCCAUGUUGGCCAGGCUGGUCUCAAACUUAUGACCUUAGGUGAUCCACCCAGCUCAGCCUCCCACAAUGCUGGGAUUACAGGUGUUAGCCACUGCGCCUGGCCCAUGCUGCUUUUUUAUUCCUAUUGUAUUCAUAUGUGAAAGCAUGUGACCAAAAGAUAUGAGAGAUUAUUUUUUAUUAGGUGAGCAUUUAUGACCUGUGAAAGAGUAAGAACAUUAAAAUGUUAGAUGCAUGAUGAAAAUCUAAGUAAAGAGGUUCUUUGUGAUUCACUUACAGUAUUGAGUGAUGCAUGAGAUAGGUGUUCAGAGUAAUAUUCUGCAUUAUAUUGAGAGACAAAUACAUAUUUUAGUUUUAGUCAAAAUUAAAAAUAAAUUAGUAUAUUUUACUAGUUGUACUUUUAUGAAAAAAAUGCAGUACAUGUUAAAAAUUUUAGAUUAUGUCUGAACUUAAUUUCUUAAUUCAACAUUUUUAACAUUUUAAAUAUUGUGCAUUCAAUCAAAUCACAUUAUUCCACUUACUUUAAUCUAGUCCACCUUACUCAAGGGUGUAGAUAAAAGGUGGUAACAAGGCCGGGCACGGUGGCACACGCCUGCAAUCCCAGCAUUUUGGGAGGCCAAGGCGGGCGGAUCACUUGAGGUCAGGAGUUCAAGACCAGCCUGACCAACAUGGAGAAACCCCAUCUCUACUAAAAAUACAAAAUUAGCCAGGUGUGGUGGUGCAUGCCUGUAAUCCCAGCUACUCGGGAGGCUGAGGCAGGAGUAUCCCUUGAACCCGGGAGGCAGAGGUUGCGGUAAGCCGAGAUCAUGCCAUUGCACUGCAGCCUGGGCAACAAGAGUGAAACUCAGUCUCAAAAAAAAAAAAAAAUGCUAACAAUGCACUAUUUGGUAAAUAAUGGACUAACAUCUCUAGUACUAAUCUUUUUUCCAGUGGCUUUAAACUGCAAAUAAGGAAUAUUGUUGCUGUAGGCAAAAUUUGUAUUUUUUUCCCAUUUAAAUUUACUUUUGUUAAUUCUUUCAGGCACAAAAUGUUUAUGUUAUAUAUGGCAUAUUCUGAUAGAGGCAUACAAUAUAUAAUGAUCACAUUAGGGUAAAUGAGGUAUCCAUCACCUCU